Molecule: messenger RNA, 3565 nt
Organism: Ictalurus furcatus (blue catfish)
Lineage: Eukaryota; Metazoa; Chordata; Actinopteri; Siluriformes; Ictaluridae
Gene: mmp11b
Product: matrix metallopeptidase 11b
Exons: 8
Coding region: 132-1607 (491 amino acids)
Biological process (GO): proteolysis; collagen catabolic process; extracellular matrix organization
Cellular component (GO): extracellular matrix
Molecular function (GO): zinc ion binding; metalloendopeptidase activity
Source: RefSeq, a predicted model, not a curated record
GCGCGCGGCGCAGGUGCUGGGUGAGAGUGCACGCGGCAGGUGUUGUUCGGGUUUGAGUUGCGCGCGAUUUUGUUUCCUCUUCGGGUUUUUUUUUUUUUUUUUAAAUAAAUAAAUAAAUAAAUAAACCCCGCAUGAUGACCACGCUGUUGCUGCUGCUGUCCUGCGCGCUGUGCGUUCACUCUUUUCCGCUGGGGGACGACAGGAACACCCGCAGGUACAAAGACCCGACGGCAUGGCCAGAGAAGAUUCAUCAUAACACGCUGAAGAAGAGGGGAAGAGUACCGCAUGCUCAAAACACACUAAAAGAAGACUUAGAGAUUAAGAGGUGGCAACAUCACUCCGCUGUCUCCAAGAAUGGCAGUGACAUCUGGAACAGGCCACGGUGUGGAGUCCCAGACUACCCUUCAAAGCAAGAAAGCUUCUAUAAUGUACUACAGAGCGGGGGCCGACAUGUUGGACGGUACCGAGGCAAGCGCUAUGCUCCAAUCAAGGGAUGGAACAAGACCAGCUUCACAUACAAGAUCCUAAGGACGCCGUGGCAGAUGAAUUUGGAGAAAGUGCGGGAGGUGUUUAGGGACGCUGUACAGGUCUGGAGUCAUGUCACUCCUCUCACCUUCACCGAGGUCCAAGGGGGUCAUGCCGACAUCACCAUCGACUUUGUUAGGUAUGAACAUGGAGAUAAGCUGCCUUUCGAUGGUCCAGGAGGAAUCUUGGCCCAUGCCUUCUUUCCUAGAACUCACCGGCAGGGAGAAGUACACUUUGACUAUGAUGAGCAUUGGACUUUGGGCAACGGCAUGGGCACAGACAUGCUGCAGGUGGCUGUUCAUGAAAUCGGCCACACUCUCGGGCUGCAGCACUCCACAGAUCCUGGCUCAGUCAUGUCUGCCAUCUAUAGCUUCUCCUACCCCCCACAGCUCAGCAAGGACGACGAGAUGCGCAUCCAGUCCCUGUAUGGCGUCAGGACUGUACCACAGAGGGAGCCAGAGUUAGACACCAAUGACAUCAUGCUAGUACCUAAUUCCUGUGACACAGACUUCGAUGCUGUGUCGAUGAUCCGUGGUGAGCUGUUCUUCUUCAAAUCGGGCUACGUGUGGCGCAUACGUGAUGGUAAACUGCAGGACGGGUAUCCUGCUUUAGCCUCCAGACACUGGCGUGGAAUUCCUUAUAAUAUAGAUGCAGCAUAUGAGGACACAUCUGGAAACAUCUGGUUCUUCAAAGGUCAGAAUUACUGGGUGUACGAUGCUGAAAAGCAGAUCAGCGGGCCAGAUUCAGUGCAGAAACUGGGACUUCCUGUCAGUAACAUCCAGGCAGCCUUGAUGUGGGGUGAAGACAAAACCCAGAAGGUGUACUUCUUUAAGGGAGAAAACUACUGGCGUUUUAACCCACAGGACAACUGGGUGGACAUGAGCUAUGCUCGCACCAUGGUGGACUGGAGGGGAAUCCCGAAUGACAUUGAUGCUGCUUUCCAGGAUCGCUAUGGCUUUGCCCACUUCCUGAAAGGUAGACAGUACUGGAAGUUUGACCCAGUUGAGGUCAAGGCCCUCGAGGGAUACCCCCGCUACAUUAGCAUGGACUUCUUCAAUUGCCCCACCUACAAGUAUCAAUAAACCUCCAGCACAAACGGAGCUUAACCAACUGAAAUUGUUACGAACUUGAAGAUGUUUCAGAACCUUUUUACAGUUUAAACCAAGACCAACUACCUUGACUUACUACUUUUAAUUAUUCAAAGUGACCUGGAUGAUCUUGGUGACCCACAUUUCACACUUAUCACAGGUACAAUAAUUCAUACAUCCUCACAUGACCAAAAGGCAGGUUGGAUGAAACCAGCUAAUGAUGCACAAAUUUCUGGAAGAUUUCCAGCCACACACAACCAUGACACGUCUCAGGAAAAGCAUGUAUGCCUUGCCUUUCCAGUUUCUUCAUUUUCUGCUGUCUUGUGCAGAAUUUGAUUAUUUAUUGUCUUUGUAUUUCGCCAUCAUCUUCAGUAUUGUACUUACUGAGAACUCAGCAUCUGCUUUCUUUGUGAAGUGCCAAAGUGUACUGUUUCACUUUUUUUCUCCACUUUCUUUUCUUACUUUUUUAUACACAAAGGUGCUAAAAUGACACACAGGGAAGGCGUUUUGUACCUCAGACGUCAAUUUUUUUAUCCAAAGAAACACAAUAGCUCAGGUAUGUCAUUGAGUGCUGAGCUAGGAGAAGGAAAAGGCAGUCGAAGGCAAACUUCACAUGUAAUUCAUCACAGUUUGUAACUUUGGGAAGACUGUCAUUGAGUAAGAGAUAACAUCCAGCUAGGUGGAUUAACAUUUCUCUGACCAAGUUUGCUAUUUUCUUUUCACCUCAGCAGGCAUGAGCUCAAGUAUACCAUGGCCACGUACCAGCUAAAUGAUAACGAUAGCUAAACGAUAUGCAUGUAGCAAAAAAGUUAUUUAUUUAGCUAGCUACCACCACCACAAUGGUAACUCCAAAUGCAACAGUGUUUUAUUCCUCUUAUACCACGGCAAUUUGCUGAUGAUUACUUUUUUAAUCAUUAAAGAAUGACAUGUACAUUUGAUCCAUUUAUAGUUACAUUUUUUUUUAAUUUCACUUAUGUUACAAACAUUCAUUCCUUUGACUGCCUUUCUUUUAAUAAAUAAUGUUAAUAAACAAAAAAACCCCACAACUUGUCAAGUUACCGAGAAACUGGACAGCGCAGUUCGUGAAGACUUUCCUAUGGCAGAAAACUUACUGACUGUUUUCAAGCACUGACACUGGAGACUCCUUCCAUAUAUGUUAAAUAAACAUCUCUUUACAUUUACAUUUAUUCAUUUAGCAGACGCUUUUAUCCAAAGCGACUUACAAAUAAGGAAAAACAACCUAAGCGAUAAAUCAAGCAGAGAACAAUACAAGUAGUGCUACCAUACAAGAUUUUUUAAUUGAGUACUAGAGGAGCAAAGUGCACAGUGAGGAGGUGUAAGAGCAGGUGUAGGUGCAGAUUUUUUUUUUUUUUUUUUUUUUUUUUAGUCUUUACAGAAAUGUUCACCUUGACAACAAAUAAAUGUUUUUCGUUAUGUUUUAAAAAUCUGUUUUUCUUUUAUUAUUUGUAUUUGAUCAUGUGGAACGUCCACCAUACACACCCCUAUGAAUUGGCUGUUACUAUUGAAACAAUUACUGUGAAAUGAAUUAAUGCCAGCCAAUCAGCAAGGAGUAUUUCUUGAUUUCAUUACUGAAAUCUGUAUUGUAGCAUGAUGCAGUGCAGGACACUGAUGCUACCGUGUCAAUCAACGUUGCCUUGUUUGAAAUGACUACAGGGCAUUUUUGAUACUUUACACAGCUCAGGAAGUGAACUGUGCUCUAACCCAGAAGCAGAAGCACUGGUAAUGUGUUAGCGACCUUAUAAAAGGAACAGCACUGUAUCACGCUUUAAUAUAAUCUCUCAAGUAAUCUGCGUUCUCAUCUUCUACCGUAAUCCUAUGUACUGUGUAAAUAGUUGUAAAAAGAAUUGUAUUAUAUGUGUGCUUCAAUAAACAUUUCUUGAAUUAUUCUAUCUUGUCUUGUCAUUAGUACACCAGAGACACGCACGCCAUAG